GGUUUGGGUGUGUAUGGAAAGGGGGUGGAAAUGGGAGGAGAAAUCUUGAGGAGGGCCGUGAGAAGAGUUAUAAAAGGCGAUGGAUGCUUGCUGUUAGAUGAUCGGCAAAUAAAGCUCCUCUUGCCUUCAUAAAACGAGUCAAGGUCCUGUCUGAGAAACAACCCCAUAAUUCUGGCCUGAAUCCAUGGAAACAAGAGACACAACUAAACAGAACCUGAUAAGAGAACUGGGAACUACCAACGAACUUCAGGACCGUUUCUUUGCACCUGUUCGCAAUCGCAGAAGAAGCAAGGCAGCACAAGCAGCCCAACUGUUCCUGAUCUUGCAGGGUCCUUGCAUUGCAUAGGCAACCAGCCAUGUUCCGGCCUAGCUGAGCUCCAGCCCGGCACUCCAUGGGGAGGCCCACGACGAGUGCCCUGCUGCUGCCCAUCGCCUUCUUCCUGAGCCUCUUGCAUGCUGCACCCCGAACUUACCUGCCUCUUGCCCGCCGACAGCUCCUCACCAACUUCGAAUGCUGGAAUGCUACUGCGUAUGGUGCCCUGCCUCGGUCCAGAUUGCGAUGCCAGCGGAAGCUGCAGGAAGACCUAUUCCUGCGUGUGCCCAGCCUUAGCCUAAGCCCAGUUCAGCUGUUCCGCAAGCGCCAGACCUGUGUGCGUGUUCGCGUGGCUUUGAACGCUACAGGCAUUGAAGGACUGGAGCUGCAUUUCCUGGUUAUAAGUUCCAAACGCUCUGGCUGGCUUCAGAUCUUCAGAAGAGCAGGCGCUGGAACCUUGUGGCAGGUGCUAUUUGACUGUUUCCCAGCAGAGAGCGGCCGCCGGGUGCUUGUUUCGCUGGAAACCAUUCCUGGCGGGGUGCUGAGCAUCAACGAAAGCCUUUUAAUCCCUAACAACCAAUUAGAAGUUCCAGAGUUCCACCACAGAUGGGUGCCAGCAGAACGGGCUAUUGAGGUGUCUGUCACCGAGGGCCCUGACAUCACAGUACGCCUCUGCCACCAGCUGGCUCUGGAGUGCGAGGAACUGGGCCAGCCGUUCCACCAGCAGGUUCUGGUCUCCAAGCAUCACCCUGCUCUGCUGUCGUAUGAGCGCCUGCUCCCAUGCUUAUGUAUCGAGGCAUCGUAUCAUGAGCAGCACGACAGCUUGCGCAAAAAAGUGUGCCCUUUCUGGGAUCAGCGAGAGGCUUAUGGUCCAGAUCUGUGGUCCUCGGUGGAGUUUCGCGACUACAGCAACAGCGGCAAGGCUGAAAUGGCUAUGUCUCUGAGCGGCCGCUGCCUGCUUCAUCCCAAUGCUUCCCUGUGCUGGAAAGAAAGCGCCACUCCGGGUGCGGCCUGUCAAGACAUCCCCAACUCCACAGUCACAGGAUUACGUCAGGAGUACAUCCUUGAGGAGGUGGAUGUUCACCCUCGGCUCUGCUUCAAGUUUUCCUACAAAAACAGCAGCCACAUUCAGUGCCCACUCCGGACAGACACUGCCUGGAAUGUAUCUAUGAGUGUCAAACCGUGGCAGCUCCACUUGCAUUUUCAUUCUCGUGCACCAGCAUCCUUCAGCUCGGCCUUUUGUCAGAAGCAAUCUCCGCACCAGUGUGAGCCUGAGCCGCCUGUCUAUACCAUCACCCAUCUGGAGAGAUCAAGCCUGGAAGACUUGGACCUCAUCCUUCCUUGGCGGGCCUUGACAAGCUGUGUACUGGUCUGGCGUUCUGAUGUGCGCUUCGCUGGCAAACAGCUUCUGUGCCCAGAUGUGACUCACAGGCACUGGGGGCUGCUGGCCUUUGGAGCGAGUCUAGGACUAGUGUUGCUGCUGGUCGCAGCCGUUCUGCUAAUUCGCUGUGUUCUGCGCAGGCUUCAUAGAGACGUACCGGGCAAGCGCCAUUCUCGCCCCAUCCUGCUGAUCUAUUCCCCCGACUCGGAGGAGCACAAGCAGUUGGUGUGUGCUUUCGCGGCGCUGCUGCGCUCGGCCCUGGGCUGCCCCGUGCUUUUGGACCUCUGGGAGCUGGGCCACGUGGGGCGGCUGGGCAUCUUGCCCUGGGUGUACGCCCAGCGAGAGCAAGUCAGCCGGGAGCAGGGCCAGGUCCUGCUACUGUGGAGCGUCGGCAGCGCCCGCGCCUAUGGGCUGUGGCAAGGGAAGGCCUCCAGGCGCGGCGGAGCGAAGGCACCGGAGCCCCACGACCUGUUUGGGGCGGCCAUGGCCUGCUUGAAAGGCGAACUGCAGGGGGCACCCGGGACCCUGCGAGGAAAGGGCGACUGGGUCAUCGCCUACUUCAGCAAACUGUGCGGCCAGCGCAACAUCCCCCGGGCCUUGCACUUCCUUCCUCGAUACCGGCUGCCUCAGGAACUGCCAGGGCUGGUCAGGGUGCUUCAGGGCCCUUCCAGCUCGGCCCCAAGAUGGCUCCGCGCCAGCGCUAAGGCCCUGGUGUGCCGCUUGCUCAAGGCCGAGAGGAAGAAAGCCGUGCGGAGCCAGAGGCAUCAGCCUUGGAGGUCAGCCACGGAGAAGUUUGCCAGCUCCCUGGUCCCUUUCGCUCCUCAUCCCAAACUGCGCAGGCCGAGCUGCGCUUGAGGAGAGAGGCGCAUCCCGGUGGAGAACGUGUGGGGUUGUGAAAUGGGGCUCUCCCUCCAUUACAGAACCUAGGUUUGCAGCCUGCUAGGUCUGCGGAUGGGACGCGGGUGGCGCUGUGGUUUAAACCACUGAGCCUAGGGCUUGCCAAUCAGAAGGUCGACGGUUCGAAUCCCCACGACGGG
Messenger RNA from Podarcis muralis (Common wall lizard), 2731 nucleotides. It is a transcript of the gene IL17RE, whose product is annotated as interleukin 17 receptor E. NCBI's taxonomy places the organism in Eukaryota, Metazoa, Chordata, Lepidosauria, Squamata, Lacertidae. The record is from RefSeq and is a predicted model, not a curated record. Gene Ontology annotation, molecular function: interleukin-17 receptor activity.